CUCCCUGGGCCUGACGGGCUAAGGCAGACAAAGCAGUGGCGGUGCAGUUCUGGCACCAUGUCCUGUCCACUGGGAAAGAAAGCUCUGCCUCAGGCCAUGCUGCUACUUCUCCUUAGCUUUCAGAUUCUCAUCACUCCUGUCACGAAGGCCAAUGAAGAAACAGACAAAUCUGUUAAUUUCAUUCCCACAGUGGAAUUUGCCGUGAACACAUUCAACCAGAAAAGUCAGGAUGAAUAUGCCUAUAGGACGGAAUAUAUCAUGAGUUCCUGGAGGGAGGAGAUAAAUCAUCCAAUUGUGUUUUCCAUGAGGCUUCGGCUGCGUAGAACCAUAUGCAAGAAAUUUGAGGAGAGCCUUGACAUUUGCCCCUUUCAGGAGAGUCAUGAUCGGAAUAAUACCUUCACCUGCCUAUUCACUGUUGGUACCUUGCCCUGGAUAACAGAAUUCCAGCUCUUCAAGAAAGUGUGCUCAUAGUUCCUCUUACUGGAGUCAUCCACGGUCUGGCCAUGUACUUCUCUGCAUCCAUGAAGUGGUUAAUCUUGGGAGAACCUCUGUGCUCAUGUUCCUUGUUUUGCAACAUUGUAUAGUAUGAAGACUGGGUAUGUGAAUAAUAACUAGGGAAAUGCAUAUCACUGUUGUUUCAUCAUUUAUAGUAGUUCAUUAAAUAUUGCAUUUCUGAA
Messenger RNA from Rattus rattus (black rat), 677 nucleotides. Its product is annotated as cystatin-9-like. Gene Ontology annotation, molecular function: cysteine-type endopeptidase inhibitor activity. Bases 58 to 471 code for a protein of 137 amino acids. The transcript has 3 exons. The record is from RefSeq and is a predicted model, not a curated record. NCBI's taxonomy places the organism in Eukaryota, Metazoa, Chordata, Mammalia, Rodentia, Muridae. Gene Ontology annotation, biological process: antimicrobial humoral response.